AUGGGCGCAUGCAGCUCUAAGGCGCAGCAACAGACACGCGAUCCGGAGCCACGAGAGCAGCAGCCUGCGCUCGAGCCCAAAACCUCCGAACCCUGCGGCCCUUCUGACGCCGCCGCACCUGCCGAGGCGGUUAGGAAGAUGUCGGGUUCGAGCGCCACGGCGCCUAAAGGUGAAAUGCCUACAGCCAGUACAGGUACUCCUGAGCAGCAGCAGCAGCAGCAGGAGCAGCAGCAGCAGCAGCAGCAGCAGCUAGAGCGGCAGCAACAGCAGCAGCAGGAGCAGCAACAGCACCAGGAGCAGCAGCAGCAGCAGCAGGAGCAGCAGGAACAGCAGCAGCAGGACAGGAAAACCUCACAGCCGCAGCAAAACGAUGAUGCAGCUGCACCACCCAAGCCGGGGGGUGAGCGGAAGGCUCAGAAGGCGAUCAUGCAGCAGGAUGAUACACAAGCAGAGGAUGCUAGACUUUUGAACCACCUGGAGAAGCGGGAGAAGACGGACAGUGAUCUGUCUUUAAUUCGUUCUUCCCUUUCGGGCAACUUAGUUUGCUCUUCUCUAAAUGAUUCGGAGGUUGAGGCACUUGCGAAUGCCGUCCAAUUCUUCACCUUUGCAAAGGGAGAUAUCGUCACAAAACAAGGAGAAAACGGCAGUUACUUCUUCAUUGUUCACAGUGGAGAGUUCGAGGCAAGUCUAAACUCUAGACCGCAGACUCAAAACCCUAUGACUGCUUUAGCGUUGGUGAUAGUGAACGAGAAGGUGGUUAACAAGAUAGUGCAGGGCCAAGCCUUCGGAGAAAUUUCUUUAAUUCACAAUUCUGCGAGGACUGCAACAAUUAAAACCCUCAGCGACCAGGCCGCCCUGUGGGGCGUGCAGAGACAAGUUUUCAGGGAGACGCUGAAGCAGCUGAGCAGCAGAAACUUCGCAGAGAAUCGGCAGUUUUUGGCCUCAGUUGAAUUUUUCCAAAUGCUAACGGAGGCGCAAAAGAAUGUGAUAACUAACGCGCUAGUGGUUCAAUCUUUCAAGCCGGGGCAGCCAAUUGUCAAGGAAGGGGAAAAAGGAGACAUUUUGUAUAUCAUAAAGAGCGGGAAGGCGCGAGUCUCCAUUAAAGGAAAAGAUGUUCGGCUUUUGCAGAAGGGAGACUACUUUGGGGAGAGGGCGCUGCUGUACGACGAGCCUCGCAGUGCCACAAUUACGGCAGAAGAGGAGACAAUUUGUGUUUCUAUUGGAAGGGAUCUCCUUGAUAGAGUUCUUGGUAACCUCCAACAUGUCCUCUUCCGCAAUAUUAUGCUCGAAGCUCUGCAACAAAGCAAGGUGUUUGCGUCCUUUCCGACGGAGCAACUGAGCCGAUUGAUUGGCUCGGUGGUUGUAAAGGAUUAUCCGGAGAAUUAUCUCAUACUCGACAGAGAGAACAGGACUAAAGCUUCGGCUUCGCCGCUGUUCUCGGCACAGGGCGUUCGCUUUUUCUUUGUAUUAGAAGGGGAAGUUUCGGUCUACGCUUACAGGGAGGCCCCCAGCGCCAGCAGCAGCGGAGGUGGCAGCAGCAGCGGAGAGCCGCGGAUGGAGCUGCAUUUGGUUGAUACACUUAAAAGGGGUCAGGCCUUCGGCGAUGAAUAUGUGUUGUCUCCUAAUAAGCCCUUCGCCCACUGCCUGGCUUUGCUUACUGCGAGCGCCUUGACGGCGACUUUGGGCGGCCAAGACAUAGACGAGACUUUAGACUACAACAACAAAUUGGCCAUUACUAAAAAGAUGUAUAUUUUCCGAUACCUUUCUGAGCAACAGACGCAAACCCUCAUUCGCGCCUUCAAAACCGUUCGGUACACCCAAGGGGAGGCAAUUAUCCGCGAGGGAGAGAUCGGUUCGCGUUUCUUCAUUAUUAAACUUGGAGAGGUGGCGAUUCUGAAGGGGGGCCGUCGUGUACGUACUUUGGGCCGCCAUGAUUACUUUGGGGAGAGAGCUUUGCUGCAUGACGAGAGGCGAAGUGCAACUGUUGCAGCAAAUAGCCCUGAGGUUGACUUGUGGGUAGUGGAUAAAGAUGUCUUCCUACAAAUUGUUAAGGGACCCAUGCUAACCCACUUGGAAGAACGUAUUCGGAUGCAAGACACCAAAGUUGAAUUCAAAGACUUGCAGGUCGUCCGCGUCGUCGGAAGAGGCACCUUCGGGACGGUGAAGUUGGUGCAGCACAUUCCCACGAAGAUUCGUUAUGCGUUAAAGUGCGUCUCUCGAAAGAGCGUCGUCGCUUUAAACCAGCAAGAUCAUAUCCGCCUAGAGAGGGAGAUCAUGGCCGAAAACGACCAUCCCUUCAUCAUCCGACUCGUGCGGACGUUCCGGGACAAGGACUUUCUCUACUUUUUGACCGAGUUGGUUACGGGAGGAGAAUUGUAUGAUGCCAUCAGAAAGCUAGGCCUUCUGGGGAGGUACCAAGCUCAGUUUUACUUGGCUUCCAUCGUCCUGGCUAUUGAAUAUCUCCAUGAAAGAAAUAUCGCCUACAGAGAUCUCAAGCCGGAGAACAUUUUGCUGGACUCGCAAGGUUAUGUGAAACUGAUUGACUUUGGGUGUGCAAAGAAAAUGCAAGGAAGGGCCUACACUUUAGUGGGAACUCCACAUUACAUGGCUCCAGAAGUCAUUCUAGGCAAAGGAUAUACACUGACAGCAGACACUUGGGCCUUUGGGGUUUGUCUUUAUGAAUUUAUGUGCGGCCCUCUUCCCUUUGGAAAUGACGCGGAAGAUCAGCUAGAAAUCUUCAGGGAUAUCCUUGCAGGGAAGCUGAUGUUCCCUCACUACGUGACGGAUCAAGAUGCAAUAAACCUAAUGAAGCGACUGCUGUGUCGUCUACCGGAAGUUCGCAUUGGUUGUUCUAUUAACGGAUACAAAGACAUAAAGGAGCAUGCUUUCUUCUCGGAUUUCGAUUGGGAUCGCCUAGCUGGGAGAGAUUUAUCCCCUCCUCUUCUUCCUAAAGGCGAAACAUACGCUGAAGACGCAGAGGAGGGAGGGCUGGAGAUAGAAGAAGACGAAGGAAUUGAGCUGGAAGAUGAAUAUGAUUGGGAUAAGGACUUCUAA
This is a messenger RNA of Eimeria maxima, 3054 nucleotides long. Its product is annotated as AGC kinase TgPKG1, putative. The coding region runs from base 1 to 3054 and encodes 1017 amino acids. NCBI's taxonomy places the organism in Eukaryota, Apicomplexa, Conoidasida, Eucoccidiorida, Eimeriidae. The record is from RefSeq and is a predicted model, not a curated record. Gene Ontology annotation, biological process: peptidyl-serine phosphorylation; signal transduction. The transcript is spliced from 24 exons. Gene Ontology annotation, molecular function: cGMP-dependent protein kinase activity; cAMP-dependent protein kinase activity; ATP binding. Gene Ontology annotation, cellular component: cAMP-dependent protein kinase complex.